CCCCUCCGCUAGCAAAACGUCAAGUCACUUCGUUACGUGUGGAGGUUCGCUCAUUUGAAUCAGUUUGUCGAUUGCUUCAUUUCGUUAGCAGUGCUCUCAGACACCAAUUUUACUGUGAUAUUAUUCAUUUCGUGUGUGUUCAGUGAUAUUUAAAGUUGUUAAAUAACACCAGAAGAUGUCUUUCAACACAGACAUAUCGACAAAAUUGGAAAACAGCAGGAACACCCUGCGCAAAAUCGCCCGUAAUGAUGGUGCUGAAUUUUCAAAACAGAGCAUCCUGAAUGACAUGGAGAAAUUUGUCAAAAUGGUUAACACCAUGGAUGAGACGGUCUUAGUACCAAGUCGUCUGAUGAAUUUGCCACAGGAAGGUGACGAUGACCCAUUCAGCAUGUUCUCCAUGCUUAAUGAUCUGAAGACUGAGUUGCUGUGGUCAGGUGGUGAUAGCCAAGAGCAGGUGGAGCGAGGGAGGCGCGUGUCUGACCUCAGCGACACUGAAAGCGAUGCUUCUAGUGCAGCGGGUGACUCUGGAAUCGAAGGCGAAGAUGAACGCGAGUCCGCAGCGAGGGCCGCCGCUGCGUGUCGCCGUCAUCUACGUGGUUUGCGCCGUUCUCUCCGCCAACUCACUGUCGCAGCAGCACAACUCACGAGGACCUACCAGGAAGAAGUAGGAGCCCCUGUUUAGACUGUGAUGCUUCUCUAUUAAUUAAUCUUUUAUUUCCUGUGAUUUAAAGCCUGGCCCGCGCGCGAUGUACAUAUAGAAUAACAGCCUGCAUUGUAAAUAUAGGAUAUAAGGGCUGAACGUGUAAGGGAUUCUCAGUAAGUUAUGAGGUUAUUUAAUAAAUUUAAUUUUCUCUAUUA
Molecule: messenger RNA, 858 nt
Organism: Bombyx mandarina (wild silkworm)
Lineage: Eukaryota; Metazoa; Arthropoda; Insecta; Lepidoptera; Bombycidae
Product: mid1-interacting protein 1A
Source: RefSeq, a predicted model, not a curated record